CCCCUCCCUGUUAUCACUCCUCCCUCUCCCAGGAUCCUAUCCGGCCUCUCCCACUGCAGUCUCUCUCCACUGGCCUCAGUCUCUGACCUUCAGCUAGCCUGGGACCAUGCAAGCCUGUCUGCCCAGGUCAAAUCUAACCCCGGUGAGAGAUGAGGAGGCAGAGUCUCAGAGGAAGGCCAGGUCUCGCCAGGCCAGGCAAACCCGCAGAUCCACACAGGGUGUGACCCUGUCUGAACUGAAGGAGGCUCAGAGGACCUACAGUCUGUCUCCUCUGGACAGAGACAGACAGACAGAGGAUGGAAGUAGCAGACUGACUGACAGGUCCUGUCUGCCGGGGAGAGGGUCUACGGAGGACAGAGGAGAGGCCAGGUCCAGCCUGGCCCAGUAUGUGGAGACAGAGGAUCACAGUCCUACAUGGAGCAGGGAGCUAGACGAGCUUGGAAAUCAUAGAUCAAGGCUGGAGACGAUGGAGGCAGAGUAUUCCACUGCAGGACCAGGGCUCAUAUCUCCCUCUGCCAGUGGGCUCUAUACCCGGCCUUUCUCCUCCAGCCUGGCCAACCGCACAUUCUCCAAAGAAGUUGAAUGGAAAGAUGAAAACCAGAACCCCGUUGAGGAUCCCUCCAAACGUGGCCUCGCCACAAGAGAGAAACAUCUUUGCUUCUGUGACCAAGAGGCAGAUGAAACCUACCAGACUUUUAAACAUGACAGGGCAUCAAGGUUGGACUCUGGUGGUGGGGACAGCAAGACUGAACCCCUGGGCAGAACCAGCUCCUACACACGGAGGGAGACCAGACUGGCAGCAUUGAACAAGCAGGAGGAUGACACCAGCCCCAGGGACUACAAGAAGAUGUAUGAAGACGCCUUGGCAGAGAAUGACAAGCUCAAGUCCCGGCUGGAUGACAGCAAGCACGAGCUGACCAAGAUCCGCUCCCAGCUGGACAAAGUCAACCAGAAACAGGACAGAAUAUCUGAAAGAUCCACUGUACUUGAAUCAGAAAAAAGGGAAAAACAGGCUCUGGAGAAGAGGGUAACAGACAUGGAGGAGGAGCUCAAGGUCUUGACAGAGCUCAAAUCAGACAACCAAAGACUGAAGGACGAGAACGGGGCUCUGAUUCGUGUCAUCAGCAAGUUGUCCAAGUAAAAGGGUGGUGCCCCCUGUAAAAAGUCAGACACGUCCCUGAUGCUUGCAACGUGUCACUAUCAUUAGCAUUCGGUACCCUCCCACCCUGACACUGAACCAUGGUGCUUAGUGACACCUACCUGCCAGCUGUUCUCAGAGGCAUGGUGAGGAACCUUCCAAAUCCGGAUGACCCCUGCCUCGACCCUUGACCUCUAUGCUCUUCGGCCCACCUCAUACCAGUAGGUCAAAGGUGUGAAGAGCACACAGCGUCCGCACAAAGAGAAUGUUGGUCUGGGGUACAGUAAACUGCGAAGCUCCAGACCAGCAAUCUAAACAAUAUCACAUCCACAUAUUUUACCUGUACAUCACAAACAUACUGUAUUUAUUUUGUGCUUCAUUGUGCACUGCAAAAACAACUUUAUUUUUCUCAAACUACUGAAAAAGCACUCAUAGGAAUUACUUUCAAUAAUCUUUCAUUGCAGUGAUAACAUUACACAUUGCCAUGAAUGCUUCUGAUGUGAGAUGUUGUGACUUGUUUAUGAUCAAUCUUUAUGGUUUGUAGUUCAAUUUCUGUCACAGACACUUUUCUCUGAGCUGCUCAUCAGUGUGGUCUACUAUAGUCUCUGAGAUGUCAUACUUGUCACAUUUGUUAGAUAUUUUAAUUAUUUAUUUAUGCAUUUUUUGGUUUAGAAUCUUUGAACCUAUACUCAACUAUAUUUGUACCGAUAUAAAAUGAAUGUGUCCUAUUAAACCGUACCGUUGGAGCCCACAUAGUAACUUAUGUUGGAAGAUGGACAGCCUCUUUUUAUUUCAAGUGAAACAUGUACAUGAUUUGUAAUGCACAGGGAACAACAUACAAGGGCCUUCUUUAUGUGCCUUUCCUUAAAGACCAAUACAGCUAUCAGUCUAAUGAACUGUACGUAAUAUUUAAAGACAGUAUUUUAUGUUGAAAUAACUUUACCAUGUAUGUUAUACGAGACCGAAAUACUGACAUUCUACUAGUACACACAGCUGUGGUUUGAUCACUUGCUUAAUAAACUAUAGAUGGUUAAAUAAUAAAUCAUCUGAGUUCUCACUACCAAUGUGCCAUACAUUCCAGAUAUCUUGCGAAAUUAAUGGGUAGCUCAUAAUCCAGCCCUCUGAUGAUGAAGAUGAAAUCCCCUUGUAAAGAACAAAGUCAAGUCAUGAUGCACAGACAACACAUGAAUCCAAGCUAAUUAAAAGGCCUUUAUUUCCUAUUUGUUUCGUACAGAGCUGGUAACACUUAUGAUAGAUCUGUAUUGAGUUAUUUGGUUCCCUCGAUAACUUUACAAGGAUCCUCGAUGCUCAUUCGCUGACGGGCUGUAGGGAGUUUUUAUUUGAGCAACGUUUUGUGUCCAGUCAAGGGCUAAAGCAUGCGAUCCACAGUAGGCACAAGUACUGACAUGAACACACGCACCACAACACUAAGACACAGAGAAACACAGCCUGAGGACGCACAAUCUCAUGGUCCUCUGAGGCUUAAAAAGAGGAUGAAGAGAGAACAAAGGAAAACAGUCUUUUGGAAUACAAUCCUAGUAUGGAGAAUGAGGAGUGAAGGAAAAGUUCAAGGAGUUGGUACUAUUCUGCGCAUUUUGGCAGUACUGUAUAUAUAUCCAUGUUGUAAACGUGAAGGACGACAUUCCUCUGAAAAUCUGUCAUUAUAAUUCUGGAUCCAAAGACCUCCGCGAGCCCAGUUCCACAACAACAGCACAUUAAUGGUAAGACAAAACAGUGACUUCAUGGUGGAAAAGUUCAAUAAUUGUCUCUUCAAUUGGCCCUACUGCAGUUUCGCAUUCUUAAUAUAACACAAAGAAACACAACACUAACCUAGUGAUUAUUACAGUACAAAGCGAGCUACGCAAACAGAGACAGGAGAACACAUCGUUAGGUGGUGAGUGACCUAUGCCCAAUGACACCCCCUAACACAUUGCGGACAUGGAAGUUGGAGAAUAUGAUGGACUCUAGUUUGGAGAGUUUCUCUUUAAGUCCCAUUGACCCCUUUUUAUAAUGUACUUAAAUGUCAUUUAAUAGAAGCAAAGCAGCCAGUAGUACAAAAUAACUGUGGUAUGUAGUGUGUGAAUCAUCAUGCUCUCAAUCCGUUGUUUCUCCCCUGCUGAGAUAUAGCCUACAGUUAGUUUCUGAAGCAGUUGUGCAUAAGGUAGAUACAGUUUAUCAAUUUAGGCUAUCAACAAAUCUGUAAUACUAUAAUAGCAAUCAUUUUAAACUCUAUUAACCAUUGUAAAUAAAAACAUGUUUGUUAAUUAUUUUCAUCACCACAAAUGUACAAUUAGGCAUGGUUUAUGUAUUCUGGGCAUGCAGAUAUAUAUGUUUAGGUAUAGUAAGUUGCAGUAGUACUGUGUUUUUUCACUGCAACAGCUCACUUUAUAAAGGCCCUAUGCUUUUUGUUCCUAUGACACAGGGCUUCUCAAAGUGGGGUCCAUGGUCAUAUCUCAAAUCAUAUUUCAGGUUCAAUGAAUCUGUGGAAUAAGUUUAGAGGGUGUAAUACAAUGUCAUAUUAUUCAUCUAGAAUCUAUGUUCUUAACCCUGGGCAACAUGGGCCUGGGAGGCUCACAGGGAUAAUGGUAUCCACAGUGCUCCACCAAUUAUCCAUUUUUCUUCUUAAUAAUUAUUGUACCUCCCCCACAAGUAAAUGCUUUGUAAUUUAAAGCGAGAAUCCUUAGUUGCUACAUCCAUUUUUGGUAUGGAAUACCAUAAUACAACUUAUAAAUGCCUCAUGAGCUUAGUUCAACUGUCAUACCGUACCCUAUCAGAACCCAAAAUAUAAGCUUGUUUUACUCCAAUGUUUGUAAACGAUGUAAACGUAAACAAACACUGCAUAGCCUCAACAUAUUGUUAAAACUAUCAUUUUGAUUGUGUGGAUGGUCAGUCCUUGUAUCCAUAUCUCUGUCUAUGCAUUUAAGAGUGGUUACAUUUCUCCAGGCCCAUCACUCAGCUUUUUACCAAAACACAGUUUAUUGUUAUUGCUUCAAUUUAGGUAGGGUUUCCCAAACUCAGUCCUCAGGACACCAAGAGGUGCACCUUUUGGUUUUUGCCAUAGUACUCCACAGCUGAUUCAAAUAAUCAUCACGCUUUAAUCAUGUGAAUCAUCUGUGUGGUGUUAGGGCAAAAAAACGAAACACUUCCAACUUGAAAACUGCAACAUUUUCUCAGAUGCCAAGAGGUGGGCCUUUAAAAUGUUCCUUAGUCUGGCCAUG
Oncorhynchus kisutch (coho salmon) is the source of this 4356-nucleotide messenger RNA. Its product is annotated as protein phosphatase 1 regulatory subunit 12B-like. The record is from RefSeq and is a predicted model, not a curated record. NCBI's taxonomy places the organism in Eukaryota, Metazoa, Chordata, Actinopteri, Salmoniformes, Salmonidae. The transcript has 11 exons. Gene Ontology annotation, molecular function: enzyme inhibitor activity; protein kinase binding; phosphatase regulator activity. Gene Ontology annotation, cellular component: A band; Z disc; cytoplasm. The coding region runs from base 107 to 1141 and encodes 344 amino acids.